Molecule: messenger RNA, 5581 nt
Organism: Drosophila ficusphila
Lineage: Eukaryota; Metazoa; Arthropoda; Insecta; Diptera; Drosophilidae
Gene: c11.1
Product: maestro heat-like repeat-containing protein family member 1
Exons: 9
Coding region: 154-5376 (1740 amino acids)
Cellular component (GO): cytoplasm
Source: RefSeq, a predicted model, not a curated record
UCCAAUUGCAGAGCAAAACAGUUUCGCGUCGGAGUUUUUCGCUCUUUGUUUUUUGUGGUUUUUCGCGAUAAAAAGUGCGCGUUUGCCGAGUUCUAAACAAAACAUCCCGCAAAACUGGAGAAGUGGAAGAGAACGCGCAAUUCCACCAAGAAGAUGGACCAGCGAGGAGGUGGCGUUGGCGCAGGGGGCGGAGGAGGGGGUGGAUCGUCAACGGGCAACAACAAAUCAGCUGCUGGAAGUAACGCCGCUGGAAGUACCGCUGCUGCAGCUUCUUCUGCGGCGCCUGUUGAUAAGCCAACGAUUUUGGAAGGAGUGCUCCACAACAUCUUCGAUGGACUCACGGACAAGGACGAGCAGGUGCGGUUGGCCAUGCAGCAGGCGAUAGUGAAGAUCCUGGAAACCCAUCCUGAACGGGCAGCGGAGAUCCUCAGCGAUCACCGAUCGCAGCAGCCCAAGAUGAGCGACCAAACGGUGGCCAUGUUGCUGGACUGCGUUCGUCGCGUUGUGGGAGCGGAGACCCCCCUGCCGUCAGCUGCCAAUCAGAAACUGAUUGCCUUGGCCCUGCAGGAGCUCACCAGAAAUCCGGAGCAUGUCCCGCUGAUACAGAAUCCAGCCCAGCGCAUCCUGGUGGCCAUCGGACGCAGCAGUCCCGAGAGCUGCGAGCAGGUGAUGGAGGCUCUCCAGGAGAAGGAAACGAACUCCGAGGGUGUGGCCCACUUCAUGCUGAUGCAGUGCCUCGGACUGCUGGCCACCGAGAACCCGGCCGGAGUGGUGCCCCACAUAAAGUCCAUAUUGAGUCGAAGUCAGCCGCAUCUGGGCGGGAUUCGACAGGACCACAUCAAGCAGGCACAUGCCUACGCCAUCGGCAGGUUCAGCGAAGCUCUGCUGGAGGAGGGCGGCAAGGGAAAGGAGGAGGGCAGCUGCUCCACGGAGAUUAGUGUGGCCUACGAUGUGCUCUUCAACCAGUGGCUUCAGUCCCGGGAGCCCAAGGUCUGCAUGGAGAUUCUGCAGGCCCUAUCCAGCAUGUAUCCCCUGCUGCCCAAGGAUCGGAUCAAGGAUCAGGCGGCCAGACUGGUGCCCCAGAUCCUCUCCCUCUACCGCCGCAGUGUGGACAGGAACGCGGUUACCCAGUUUCUGUGCUCCGUGCUGAAGACAAACCUGACGCUCAAUCCCACAGUUCUGGAUGGCAUAAUUGAGCCGCUGGUCACGCACUUGUUCGAUCUGGUCUGCGUUUAUCCGGACUACGAGAAGCCGCAGACGGUCAAGGGCCACUACGAGGUGCUGCGCUGCUUCCACCUGCUGGCCGGUCAUCAUCCCUACUCCACCAGGAUCAUGGACACCCUGCUGAUUCACCUGCGGAACAACAGCGAGCGGGAGCGGAUGAAGUCCCUGCUGAUACUCACCCAUCUGCUGAACUCGUGCGCGAGCAACAUAGAGAACCGCAUUCCGGCCAGCAUUGAGUGCCUUAAGCAGCUGAUACUGAGCGAGCGAAGCAUCAAGAUGAAGCUCACCCUGCUGAAGACCAUUGUGGCACUCGCCCAAAAGUCGCACAUCCGCGACAAGGAGUUCGUGUGGUUCGUGGUGCGGCACAGCUGCCGCUACUCGAAGCCCAGCCAGGAGCACGGCAGCCCGGAGGAGCACUCCAAUCUGGUGCUGAGCUGCGAGAACACCCUGUACAUGCUCGCCUCCACGGUGGGCACUUUGGACGAGCUGCUCAAGCGGGAGCUGCUGAACUACCUAAUCCUACUGGACUACACGGACAUUUGCGGUAACCUGGCCAAGUGUCUGGCCAGCUUGUUUGCCAAAUCUCCGCACAUCGAGUACGACAUUGCGGGCGAGGAUGCGGCCACCGAGCAGACCACUCCCGAUGGAGCCGCUGGCGAGGAUCGCAGUGUGAUCAAGCGCGGCAAGGUGAUGGUUCCGGGAGCGGAGACAAUUUACGCGCGGUGUCUGGCACUCCUGGGCAACCAGCAGUGCAUCAAACGCUGCUCGAAUAUCCUCAGUUUCCUGCGCUACUACCAUCCCCAGGUGAAUCCCGCUCUGGAGGAGCUGUGGGAGCGAAGGAUUCCGGAUCUCCUGCUGCAAAUCAACAGGGAGACCACCUACCGCCAGCUGCUGCACGAUUUUGUGCUGGAAACGAACGAGUUCCUGGGCGGACUGGACGAGAACUUCCCCCAGCGGCUGGCCAGUAAGCUGGCGGACCAGAUGUACUUGUAUCCCAUGCAGCUGCCCCACUCCGAGUGGCAGUUGCCCGAUUUGAGUGCCGAGCGGGGCAUGCUCCUGCAGUCGGUGGCCCUCACCCUGCUCCAGGUGACCGAUGUGGCCUGCAUCCACACCAAGAUCGAUCUCAUUGUGACGAGUGCGCGGCAGGAGCGACUGGACAAGCAUGUGAAGCAUGCGGACUACGAGCGGCGAAUCGAGCCCUGCGCCAGAGCCCUGGGCUAUAUAUCCCGCCAGCACUUGGGCCAUCUGAUCAAGAAGCUAACCGAACUGGCGCAAGUUGGCGGCAGGAAGCACUCGACGGGCUUCUUCAGCAACCUGCACUUCAUCAAGGACACGCACAAGGAGCUGGAGAACUACAAGAGCAACUUGCUCGUGGUCAAGGCCUUCGGUCGCAUCAUGGACGAAGCCGAUCCGCUGCAGUCGAUCCAGCAUCUCGACGAAGACGACACCCUGCUGGGCUUCCUCAUCCAGCAGCUGGCCAUUCACAAGGACCAGACUAUCAUGUCGGCCAUUCUGCAGACGCUGUUGAGCAUCUGCAAUCAGUUGAUCGCCACCAAGGAGCAGCUGCCGGCGCCUCUGCGUCACCGCAAGCAGAUCAUGGAGACGGUCUUCAACAUCCCCAUCGAGGCGCCCUUCCACGAUCUUCCCCUGCUGCCCACCAUCCUUAAGCUGGGCACUGACUUCAUCCGCAUAGGUGGUCCCGAUACCGAGGAGUGUGUGGAUGGCGGCGUUAUCUUCGAGAUCGCCUGCCGCAACUUUUUUGGCUGCGCUCAGCAGCUUAAGAUGAAGUUCGACUCGCAGGAGGAGGACGAGCGCAACAGCUUCCUGGCCAAGCACCUGAACGAAUCGCUGCCACAACUCAAUUCCCUCGUUCGCGCCAUCGUUGAAUUGGAUGCCUCGCCAGCCACUCUGGACUUGAUCAUCGGCAUUCUGGAGGGCUGGACACGGGAUCGGAACUCCGAGGUGCGAAUCUGCGCCAGCCACGUCUUCAAUAACACACUGGAGGUCUACAUCAAGGCGAUGAAGAUUGGCUGCGAAGCGCCGUCGAAAUUCAAUCAGACGGGUCAAAUGCUGGGCAAGAUUGUGCCCAGAUGCAUCGAUUCGAAUGGAACAGUGCGACAGGUUUCCGUGGAGAUUCUGCAGAAGACGCUGGAGAUCGCGUGCAUCUACGAGACCCUCACCAUAGCCAGCAUCGACAGCACGGCCGACUGGCUGAAGGAGAUCGAGGCCAUCAAGGAGCACAUCAUCACGGAUGAACCGAAGCAGAUUUAUAACCUGGCCGGCGAUAUUGCUAAGAUCAUUGCGCUGCGCAUCUCCAGCUUCCAGUACCUCCAAUUCUGCAAAACUCUCCUCCAAUCGCUUCGUGAUCCCGAGCAGAGUUCCACCAUCGGCGCCAGUGUUGUGCUUAAGUUCUUCAUCCAGCAAAAGGGUUCGGAGCUGUUCCAUGCGAUUCCCGAUCUGGUGCGCGAUAGUCUGCUGGCAUUGCAAGUGUGCGAGGUGCCAAGGGCCAAGUCUGGUGUGCUGAAAGCACUGGUGGCCCUCACCAAGCACCAUCCCAAGUUGGUUUGUGCGGAAAUGCUGGCCCAGCCACUGCCCUACGAUCCCAAUCUGGUGGAGUACUGGCAUCUGGUGUGCAAUGAUCCCGACUUGACGGGCAUAACGCUGGACAACUUCCUGCAGCUGCUGAGUGGCGCUUCUCUGCAGGAAGGCGGCCACGAUGCCAGCCUAUCGGAGCGCCAGAAGCUGGCCAGCGGUCAGCCGUUUGCUAUUUUCUGUGCCCUGCACGAGAUGCUACCCUGUAAAGAUAUAAAAGUGCAACUGGAAGCCAGAUUUGCGGACAUGUUCUGCAUGCUGUUAACCUCGCUGAGCAGCUACACCAACCUGGCGCCUCCGAAUCCUGUGAAUGUUAACCUAAGUCCCAACCAAACGCAGUCGGGCAAAACCAAGUUUGGGUUCGUGCCCAACAAGGAUCUGAUUAAGCUAAAUCCCUGCCAAAUAGCACUGGAAACGUUUCAGGCCUUUCUAACCAACUUGGAAAUGGAGCAGAUCGCCAGCGUACUUACAGUGAACACCCAGUUGGCUAGCAGCACGGAUUGGCAUAACUACAUUGAACUGCUGACACCUAUGGCCAUUGGAUUGGCCCAGCAACUGCAGCUGGGAAGUCCGCAGAUGAGACAGCUCGUCAAUUCGCUGAGCAAAUACGUGGCUUCACCGCACGACGGCCAACGGGUGGCCGCUGUGGGCCUCUUCUCCCGCCUGGUGCCACUGAAACCCACCGGGGAACUGGCUGCUUCCAUUCUGCUCCACCUCGGAGCAGCUCUGUCCGAUCCGAAUGCGGUGGUGCGAGGACUCAGCAUCCAGGGCAUGGGUUACGUGGGCCAGCUGGGCGAAAAGGAAGCUAAGCGCUACUCGGAAACUGCGAUUGGAGCCCUGUUGAAAGGAGUCGACGAUCCGGUGGGCGAUUGCCUGAUCAACAUUCCGCUGGAGAGCAUGCGCGGCUUGUCCGUAAUCCUGCGCGCCCUUCCCAGCGAGCGAGUCGAAUCCUUCCACGUCUCCCUGGCAAUUCGAAUACGUCCGUUCCUCGGCAACUAUGCCUUGGAAAUGCGCGAGGCGGCCAUCCAAUUGUUUGGCGAUAUUUGCGAGGGCAAGCACGAUGACGGCAGCAGUUCACCGACUUCCUCGAUGGAAGCGCUGAAGGAGCAGCUUAUCGCCAAUCUCUUCCCGCUGCUCCUUCAUCUCAGCGAGAACGAGGCGGCUAUUGUGUCCGCCUGCCGAGGAACACUGCAGCGGGUUUGCCGCCUCCUCACCGCUCCGAAGGUCGUCGAGAUGGCCCAGCAGCAGUUGGGAGAGGAACGCGGCCACCAGCUCAACUAUGGGAGCUUUGUUCUGGAGUUCGUCAAGAUGAUUGCCCUUGAGCUUACGGAGCACAUCCAGGAUUUCAUCGACUCGUGCCUGCCGCAGUUGCGUAGCCAGUGGCCAGAGGUUCGGGGCAGUGCGGCCAUCGUUAUUGGCAUCCUGCACAACUUCCUCGGGGAACGAAACGCGCAAACUGAAGCUGUGGCCACCAAGAUCGCCGUGCUGCUCAAGGACGAACAGGCGUUGGUGAGGGUGAGGGCGGCCACUGCCCUAGGAUACUUCUUUGGCGACAUUUAGAACAUGUGGGGGACCAACUCGAUUAAUUAUAGUUGCGAUUAUGUUGUGUGUGUUUGUAAAUUAUGACUUAGUAUUGCUCCAAGUGUGAUCCCAUUGCCUCAGCAACUGUUCCCCAUAUUAUGUUUGAUAUUUAACUCUUUGUUUUGUUAUGUAUUCGAAAGUCACGUUAUAUACUAUUCUAUAUAUAUACACAUACCAUUAUUUA